AUGUUGAGAAUAAGCCUGAAGACCAGUUGCCGAGUCUUCUUUGUGAGACUCUAUCUGGGGAAAUACUUGCUUGUUUUGGAUGACUUGUGGAAUGAAGUUCGGCAUAAAUGGUUCGAGCUUGGAGAAUGGCUUGAGGGUGGUUUACCGGGAAGCAAGAUACUUGUAACCACUCGCAGCCACAAAGUUGCAAAGGUCAUGGAUGAGAAAUCAGUUAUUCAUGUUCUACGUGGCCUAGCUGAAAAUGAGUCGUGGAACUUAUUCAGGAAAAUGGCUUUUGGAGAUGGGGUAGACCCAGCACUGGAGGAGAUAGGUCGAGAUAUAGUUAAAAAAUGCACAGGGUUCCCCUUGCCAUUAGAACUAUUGGAGGCCUUUUGUACGGCAAAGAAAGAUGAAUGGUUCCGUUACAAAGUGCACGAAUUUCCAGAAAUACCAGAAAUUGAUGAGGUUGAUGAUGGAAUUAUACAAGUCCUCAAUUUCAGUUACGAUAGUGCUCCAGUCAUGCUUGAAACAUU
Syzygium oleosum is the source of this 512-nucleotide messenger RNA. Its product is annotated as putative disease resistance protein RGA1. Gene Ontology annotation, biological process: defense response to other organism. The transcript has a single exon. Lineage: Eukaryota; Viridiplantae; Streptophyta; Magnoliopsida; Myrtales; Myrtaceae. Gene Ontology annotation, molecular function: ADP binding. The annotation marks the transcript as partial. The record is from RefSeq and is a predicted model, not a curated record.